Molecule: messenger RNA, 1616 nt
Organism: Dendroctonus ponderosae (mountain pine beetle)
Lineage: Eukaryota; Metazoa; Arthropoda; Insecta; Coleoptera; Curculionidae
Product: gastrula zinc finger protein XlCGF57.1
Exons: 7
Coding region: 152-1522 (456 amino acids)
Cellular component (GO): nucleus
Molecular function (GO): zinc ion binding
Source: RefSeq, a predicted model, not a curated record
UUGUUGGCAGCCCUGCAACAGCUGAGAAUGUCAUCGUCAGCUGUAUCCAAAGUCAUAACAAUGUGCUGAUUAUAUAGUUAAAUUCGUUUAUAAAGCUUAUCAAUUAAUUAAUCCAUAGAAAUGAAUAGUAAUAGAUAACGUUAGUUUGAACAUGGACCUGUCAGCGUACAAAAACGUGGUAGAUUUCAAGAACAUCUGCAGAACCUGCAUGAACAAUCAAAACUAUCGCAAGAAAAUCGACGAGGAGAAGAUUCGAGUGGAUAACAACAGCAUCUCAGUGCUCGAGCUGCUGAAUUUCGUGCACGAAGUGAAGAUUCACAAAGGGUUUCCUCAGGAGAUCUGCUCCAACUGUUUGGAUCAGUUGCGAGCCUUCUACAAGUUCAAGCUACAGGUGGAGAAGUCCGAGUCGGUGCUCAAGAAGCAUCUCGGCCCGUUUGAUGAGCGCAACACCACCAUCAGCCCAUUGGCGCCCAAAGAUCUGCCCCUCAACCCUUUGAACUUUGCUGUACGUCCGUUGGACACCCCCAGGUCGCCCCUUUUCGUUAAAUCCGAGCUUUGCAACAGGUUUUUGGACAGCGAGCCUCUAGAUUUAAAGGUGAAUGAGGCGGACAUCGAUUUGGGCUCGUUGAAAAUCUCCGAUGAGUUGAGCGAUCAAAGCAAUGAUGGGCUGGGAAAAAAGCGGCCAUCGGCAGCCAUCGAAAGCAGCAUGCACAUCCCGGAGGAACAUCCUGGAUGCGUGGAAAAGGAUCAGGAAGUGACGAUAGAUCCGGCCGUCUGCACCACUUGCAACAAGACCUUUAAGUCGAAGUACAUUCUGAACGUGCACUUGAAACGGCACAAGUUUAAGGGCCAGUUUCUCUGCACCUUAUGCGGCAAAGGCUUCAACUCCCAAGGCUGCCUCAACAGGCAUACCAGAGUGCAUACCGGUGAAAAGAACUAUCAGUGUGAAAUCUGCCAGAAGCGCUUCCCAUCAUCGAACAACUUGAAUAUUCAUCUACGCACCCACACCGGGGUGAAGCCCUAUUUGUGCAACCUAUGCGGGAAAUCCUUCAGCAAUAGAACAGGUCUAAACUUCCACGUCCGAACGCACAGCAAGGAGCGCCCUUAUGCGUGCGAUGUGUGCGGUAAGUCCUUCGGGGCCCAAAGUCAUUUGGACUGGCACCGGAUGAUCCAUACUGGUGAACGACCAUUUCCCUGCGAUCAAUGCGAUAAGGCGUUUAUAAAAAAAUGUGACUUGCAGCGACACCAAUCCGUCCACACCGGCGAGAAACCAUUCGCUUGCAGCUACUGCGACAAGAGAUUCAGCACCAAAGUCCAUCUGCAGUACCAUACAAUGGUGCACACUGAAGAGCGGCCGCAUAAGUGUCCAGUUUGCGCCAAAGGCUUCAUCCGACGAUACUACUUGCGGGACCACAUGGUGAAGCAUCACGGCACCCUAGAAGGAACCACUUUGGAGAAAAAGGCCGUACCAACCAGGAAGGAGGAACACGCGCAAUCUCUGGCCGUGGGUGAAGGUUUGUAGUCCUUCGUUGGAACGGCUCUAGUUAAAUGGUGCUUUGUUUUCGCUUGUUAUGGAGGAACGUGUAGGUUAUUAGAAAUAUAUCGAGUUGUUUACA